AUGGCCACAGUCUUAAGAUUAGUGUUAUUGGUGAUUAUAUUCUGUGGGUCAGCACCUGGAGCGAGAACCCAAGAACUAGAUGUAAACCAGGAGGCUGGGUUGGCUCCAUUGCCCCAAGUAGCCAAUUAUGGUAUAUGCAAGUCAAUGGUGGAGAUACAUGGAUAUGUCUGCCAAGAACAUACUGUGACAACAGAAGAUGGUUAUAUACUCAGUCUGCAAAGAAUCCCAGCUGGACGGUCAUCAGGCGAUACACCUCAGGAGAGGAGACCUGUUUUGUUGCAGCAUGGCGUCCUCGUGGAUGGGGCAAUAUGGCUGCUCAAUCUUCCUCAUCAGUCUUUAGCAUUCAUCUUGGCUGAUGGCGGGUUUGAUGUGUGGAUUGCCAACAGUCGUGGAACAAAAUGGAGCCGUGGACAUACAUCCCUAAGUUCUGAUGACCCAGCAUACUGGGAUUGGUCCUGGGAUCAAUUUGUGGAAUAUGAUCUUCCUGCUACAUUUCAGUAUGUUCAUCACCAAACGGGAAAGAAGAUCUACUAUGUUGGUCAUUCCCAGGGAACCUUGAUUGCCUUGGCCUCAUUUUCCCAAGAAAAGUUGCUCAACUUACUAAAAUCUGCUGCUUUGCUGAGCCCAAUUGCAUACCUGGGUCAAGUGCCCUGCCCACUUGCCCGAAGUGCCGCUGAAGUCUUCAUUGCUGAAGUAAAUAUUCAGAUUAUUACAAACUUUUGGUUGGGUGUAGAUGAAUUCGAUCCAAAAGGGAAAGCCGUAGAUAAGCUUCUAAAAGCUAUCUGCAACAAACCGGGUAUCAACUGCUACAACUUAUUCACCUCUUUCACAGGCAAGAAUUGUUGUCUCAACUCCUCCACUGUCGAUUUUUUCCUUGAAUAUGAGCCUCAAUCAACAGCAACCAAGAACAUGAUCCACUUGGCACAGAUGAUUAGAGGUGGCAGUAUAACAAUGUAUGACUAUGGCGAUAAGGACAAAAACGUGAAGCACUAUGGACAGCCCACUCCCCCUGUAUACAACAUGUCUGGCAUUCCCAGUGACAUUCCUCUCUAUCUCAGCUAUGGAGGAAAGGAUAAGCUUUCAGAUGUUAAUGAUAUUCAGGCCUUAUUGUACAGCCUCAAGGACCAUGAUAGGGAUAAGCUUGUGGUUCAGUAUCAGGAAGACUACGCCCAUGCUGAUUUUGUUAUGGCCAUGAAUGCUAAACAAAUGGUCUAUGAUUCUCCCAUGGCCUUCUUCAGGCUUCAUUAA
This is a messenger RNA of Nelumbo nucifera (sacred lotus), 1248 nucleotides long. Its product is annotated as triacylglycerol lipase 2-like. The record is from RefSeq and is a predicted model, not a curated record. Lineage: Eukaryota; Viridiplantae; Streptophyta; Magnoliopsida; Proteales; Nelumbonaceae. Gene Ontology annotation, biological process: lipid metabolic process.